CGGCGACUGAUUGAUAAAUUGGGAGCGGACUGGAGAGCGUUAAUGGGGCUCUUUGUCUGCAGGGGGCUCCGGGGUGGUCGCUGAAGCGGGCAGUGUGCGCCGGGCUGGGGACGCGCAGGUGAGCGGUGGGCUUCAGUGCUGAGCUCGCAGCCACCGCACUCGCGGCCCCGCCCCAUCGCCACCGCGCGGGGCCUGGGCCUCCUAGGGCGCUGCCUCUCGGUGCAGAACCGUAUGUAUGGCACAAGGUUGAUGAGAGACCCGAAGAACCCGUCAUUCAAAGGCCCUUUGCCUUUCCCCGUGAAUUUCUAGGUAUCUGAAAGAAGAUGAAUUUGGCAGAGAUUUGUGACAACGCGAAGAAAGGGCGAGAGUAUGCACUUCUGGGAAAUUAUGACUCAUCAAUGGUGUAUUACCAGGGAGUAAUACAGCAGAUCCAGAGACAUUGUCAGUCAGUGAGAGACCCGGCUGUCAAAGGGAAGUGGCAUCAGGUACGACAGGAGCUCUUGGAGGAAUACGAACAAGUGAAGAGCAUUGUCAGCACGUUGGAAAGCUUUAAAGUCGACAAGCCCCCAGAUUUCCCUGUGUCCUGUCAGGAUGAACCAUUCAGAGACCCAGCAGUGUGGCCACCCCCUGUUCCUGCAGAACACAGAGCUCCACCUCAGAUCAGACGUCCUAACCGGGAAGUGAGGCCUCUGAGGAAAGACAUGGGAGCAGGAGCCCGAGGACUCGUGGGCCGAGCACACCCGAUCGCCAAGAGUGACAAACCUGCAAGUAAAGACAAGGACUAUAAAGCAAGAGGGAGAGAUGACAAGGGAAGGAAAAAUAUGCAAGAUGGUGCAAGUGAUGGUGAAAUCCCCAAAUUUGAUGGUGCUGGGUACGAUAAGGAUCUGGUGGAAGCCUUGGAGAGGGACAUUGUGUCUAGGAACCCUAGCAUUCACUGGGAUGACAUAGCAGAUCUGGAGGAAGCUAAGAAGUUGCUCCGGGAAGCUGUUGUCCUUCCCAUGUGGAUGCCUGACUUUUUUAAAGGGAUUAGAAGGCCAUGGAAGGGUGUGCUGAUGGUUGGACCUCCAGGGACUGGGAAGACUAUGCUAGCUAAAGCGGUUGCCACUGAAUGUGGGACAACCUUUUUCAAUGUCUCCUCUUCUACACUGACUUCUAAGUACAGAGGCGAAUCUGAGAAGUUGGUCCGUCUGUUGUUUGAAAUGGCUAGGUUCUAUGCCCCCACCACAAUCUUCAUUGAUGAGAUAGAUUCUAUCUGCAGUCGAAGAGGAACGUCUGACGAACAUGAAGCAAGCCGCAGAGUCAAGUCUGAGCUCCUGGUCCAGAUGGACGGAGUCGGAGGAGCCUUAGAAAAUGACGAUCCGUCCAAGAUGGUGAUGGUUCUGGCUGCCACUAACUUCCCGUGGGACAUUGAUGAAGCUCUUCGAAGGAGACUAGAAAAAAGGAUCUACAUCCCUCUACCGACAGCAAAAGGAAGAGCUGAGCUUCUGAAGAUCAGCCUUCGGGAGGUGGAGCUGGAUCCUGACAUACGCCUGGAGGACAUUGCUGACAAGAUUGAGGGCUAUUCCGGUGCCGACAUAACUAACGUGUGCAGGGACGCAUCUUUGAUGGCAAUGAGACGGCGAAUCAGCGGCCUGAGUCCAGAAGAGAUCAGGGCCCUGUCCAAAGAGGAGCUGCAGAUGCCUGUCACCAGAGGGGACUUUGAGCUGGCGUUGAAGAAAAUUGCCAAGUCAGUCUCUGCCGCAGACUUGGAGAAGUACGAGAAGUGGAUGGUUGAGUUUGGAUCUGCGUGAUUUCUGCCAGCUCUUUCAUUUGUGGUAUUUUUGUCUAUAAAAUGUGAAGAAAUUCCUUAAAUUUAAAAAAAAUCUGGAAUUUUUAAUCAGAGAAAAUUUCACUUAAAGGCCAAAGCAAAACAAAAACAUCUAGAGCUACAGAGAAACACAGCUGAGAAAUGAGACACUCAUAGUCUGCUGGCUUCACACUGACAAUCCUCCUUCUCAAGUCACAGAACACGCAAGCCAGUGGGUGGGACUGUGUUGCAGGGCCUUGCUUACAGAGCUUUGGCAGUUUCUACUCUCAUUUGCAUACAUUGUUUCCCCCAAUGCUUUGCUGUCUGACCACAAACCACACCACACACACACACACACACACACACACACACACACACGCACACACACUUUUUAGCAGCAAAACUCGGUUUCUGUCAAAUUCAUUAAUUGUCAUUUUGAGAAUGAUAGUAAGUUCUCAAGGAAAUAAUGGAUUUUAAAUCUGUAGAAUUUAAUACUGUUAGAGUCUAAUCUGUAGUUAGAAUUUUCUCUCCUCUUCUCUGCCAGUUCCACUGUUAGCUGCUGGCUUAUGUCUAUCCAGGAGUGGUCUGUGAUCUGUUUCCCCCUGGUAUAUAGUCUUCUUUUGCUAGUGCCUCUCAUACUUCACUUGGGAAGAUGGGAAGAAUCUUUGUUAGCAGCACACCUUCAUCCUCCUGUUGGGAGUGCUCACUUUUCUUUCAAUGUGUUCGAAUCAAUACAGCCAUUGUUUUUCUUAGCUAUUGUUUUUCUUUUCGAACUUUCCGACACUAAUUGCUUUUUUUUUUUUUUGUUAAAUUUGACUUUAGUGUUUAAGAUAAGUUCUAAACAAGUCUAGUCUCUAGGCUAAUGCAAAACAAACAUUUUUCUCCCUUUCGGUAUACAAGUAUUUUGCCCACAUGUAUGUAUGUCUGUAGAUCACAUGCGUUGUAGUUCCCAAGGAGGCCAGAAGAGGGCAUUGGAUCCCUGGAAUUGCAGUUGCAGGCAGUUGUGAGUCACCAUAGGGAUGCUGGGAACAGAACCCAGGUCCUCCUCAAGACCACUCAGUGCUCCUAACAGCUGAGCCAUCUCCCCAGUCCCACAAAUAAAAUCUCUUAUGGUUCUCAGACAGCUUAUUUAGCAGAACAGUAUCCUAACUGAAUAAUACUCAUUUAAAAGAGUAGAAAGUUUUCCUUCUAAGAACUUGUGUAUUCAAUGCAAUUAGAAUAGAGAUGGGAACAUGCUCAUUAGACACAUAGUUAGAGAGUGAGAAGGCUUUCAGAAAGGGAGCUGCAGAUCUAGUCACAAGCCCUGGGCCCUCGUGUUAGUUCUCUGUAAUUAAUUAUGCCCGUCCCUUUGGACCAUCAGGCAAUCCAUAGUGUGUCUGUGACAAUAUCCUGAAGUCCUGAGUCUCAAGUCUGCUUUUAAACCAUAUACAUCUUACAGGCACUUUAAAAAAAAAAACAAAAACUCGUAGUAUGUUGAUGAACAUAUUUGACCUCUUUCCUUAGUCAAACCUGUAAACGCAUUGUGUCCUUUUUAGGGACCAUACAUCUGACUCUUUGAACUUCUGGCGUUAUUUGAUUUCUAUAAUUGCCCUCGUUAUUCUGGACACCUAUUAUAAAAUUUCAAAUCAAAAGACAUGAUUUUAUUGUAAUGGAACUAAUUCUUAUAAAAUUUAGAACGAGAAACUUAUAAGCAAACUUGCAUUUACCUAUUUAUUUUGAGGAAGGGUCUUACGUGGUUGCCUGAGCUGGUCUCAGCUCUUGGGCUCAGGCAAUCUCCCUGUCUCAGCUUCCUGAGUAGCUGGGACUUGAGGCCCCACCCCAAGAUGAUUUAUAAACAUUUAAAAUAAGCAACUAGUGUGGGAGGCUAAGGCAGGAGGAUUGCUAGGAAAUGGAUACAACCCAAAUGCCCUCCAAAUGAUGAACGAGUAAGGAAGGCAUAUCCUCUGCCUUCCACCUCCCCAGGCGCGCGCGCGCGUGCGCGCAAACACACACACACACACACACACACACACACACACACAGUCCGAAGCUGGCCUGUGUGGCAUAGCAAGGCCAUAUCUCAACAAACAAACAAACAAACAAACAAAAAAUAAUCCCACAUGAAUUAUCUUGCAAACCAUCACCAUCUAAUAGUGUUGUACUUAAAAACAAACAAACAAACAAACAAAAACAAACAACUUCUCUGCAACACUAUGGCUUGGUAGACCUUUUCUGGAUCUUUCAUUACUUAUCCUUGCAUAAACCUAAUUUUUCUGAAUUCUUCCUGGAAAUUCUGCAUGCAGUUGUGCGUCUAUCCCAGGGUAGGUGGUGUUCUGCUGCAGCCGCCUUAGGAGAGUCAGCUGGGCUUCCUGCAGCCUCCUUUCUCAUUUUGCUGUCAGCAGAUGGUGAGGCUUUGCAUGUCUUAAGCCCUUGGAAGGCUCUGGAAGAGGUCCCUCCAGAUAUCUCCCACACACUGUCCUGGCUGCAGGAGACCUGUUGCCCAGCCCAGAGUGGGGAUUGCUUCGUUGGCUUUUGACUUGUAAAGCAGAUGUGUUAUCACAGUAGAAGUGGGUUGGUUCUCACUGCUUUGAAAGCAGGAGAUUAGGAGCCGCAGACCAGUAACCAGUGUGUGUGUAGCUGUUUCACAGGCACUCUAUAGACAGUCCCUCCCUGGGCACACUCCUCUGUUCACUGUCUGCCUACAGGCUUGUGUAGCUGUGUCAGACAGUUAAGCUCUGACUUGGCAUUCUCUUCAGUAACUGUCACUCCUGGCCUCUGCUUCGAAAACAGGAAUUUAUCAUGAACAGAGACACAGUGAUCGAUGUGUUUGAGGAAGGGAAUAUACAAAAAGGUUUUCCUCUCUCCUUUUUGACCUUUGACUGGUUUUAAAACGAGACGUUUUAAACAGUAUAGAGCUAUUGAAGAUCUAUUCUAAUGCACCCAUCUUUAUUUUUCCAUGCCACUGUUACACGUGCAAUAUGGUAAGAUGUACACAUGCGAUGUGUUUUCUGUAAAUAUUUUGUUUCCAUAAUUUGUUCUUUUAAGGAAAGUAAAUUAAUAUUGGUGAAAUGUCCAAGACACAUGGCUUGGGAAGCUGCAGCCUUUUGUUACCCAGCUUGGAAACUCAGUGACAUCAUAUCACAGCCCUUUCAGUGGUGACCCAGACACAGGGAGCUUUGACUCAGACUCUGCCGGGCACCCUGCCAUGGGCCUCACAGGAGCACCUGUGUGACAGUUUACUCACUUAGCUGUUUAACUUCCAGAGAGCUCAAAGAGUGGAGGAGUAGUGGAGCCAGUACCCAGAAGGCUGGCAAGUGCCUGGGCUCUAAGAUGAGCAGCCGUCCAGAACAGUACAUGCAAGGCCAGUUCCCAGUAUUCACUGCUGCUCAUUUCUCCUGUGUGUCAUGGCUCUGUGGGAUCAUUGUCUCCAUAGGUCUUAGGUAUCUGGUUCAUGAGUCUUCCUUCCUUGGAUACACUGCAGGGUGCCGAACCUGCUCAAGAGUAGACCAGUUGACUUCCUCCUGCCCCCACUUGAGAUGGAAGUGAAGAGCUAGACAAGGCAUUUGCAUGGUGGGUUCAGCUUUGGCCUCCAUAGUGCAGUCUUCUUCAGUCUUUUUUUUCAUAAUAGUAUAUUUCCACUGUUAUUAAAUAUCUUCACACUAUGGAAUGCCCUGUGCUUUGAGAUAAAAAUAUUAGGUGGAACUUGGCCUCUCCCAAGAAAAGCUCAUUUAAUUCUAGGUAUGAGAAAGAAGCAGGAAUACUCCAACUUUUUUGUAUCUUUGUUUUGUUUCUUAAUGCUUUGAAUUAUAAUAUUUUAAAUUUGUGAUGCAUAUAAUAUGUAUGUGACUCUUGGAGUUCGUCACAACAGAAGCAAGUAGGACAAAGUUGAGGGACAUAUCAGGAAAACCUCAUGAGUUUAAUUCUCACUAAUUAUUUUGUAGUUUGUCUACUUUGUUUUAAUUACUACAUGUUUACUUAUUUAUACUUUUAAUUUAGGCUUUUCAUACUUAUUUAUUUAACUUUUGGAUCAUUUGCUUUUAAUAUUGUUUCUUAAUGCAGAAACUGAGGAUUUAAAAAAUUAAAUCUGUAUGGUAAUAUAGUUUUACAUAUUUAUUUAGUAGUAAUUCCUUGAAUUUUUACUAGUUUUUUUUCCUCUGAAAACUCUAGUUUUAAUGAUAUUUAGGUGCCUUGUUGAUAAACACAUAUUAAGAUGAUGCGACCGACGAAAUCAUUUUUGCUUUGCUUUUCUCAGACCUUGAGAAAACUAAAAACAAAAACUAAAACCUGAAUAUUGGCGUAUCACUAGUAGUAUGGGGUUGGUACGUUUGGCACCACAAAUGGGGGAUUACUGCAGGGACUUCUGCCUUGAAUGGGUGAACAAAAAGCAGGCUCUCUCUUCCUGUACUCAGUGAGCUGAGCAUGCAUACCUGCCCUCAGGAGGGAGCCAAGAGCCUCAGGCAUUCAGUCCCGAUCUCUGUAGGUCUGUUUUUCCAGGCACCACCUUCUCUGCUGCUCUGGCCUCCUCCUGUUAACUUCAAGUUUUUAAACUAGACUUUUGAAAGUUAUAUUAUUAUUAUUAAUUUAUUUUUUAUUUUGAGGGAGGGUCUUGCCAUUAGCCCUGGCUGUCCUGGAACCAUAAUAUAGACCAGGCUGGCCUUGGACUCACAGAGAUCCACCUGCCUCUGCCUCCUGAGUACUGGGAUUAAAGGCAUGUGCCACAUACCCAGCUAAACUUGAAUUUUGUUUUUAAACACAGUUUGCCAUUCUUCCUCUGGCAAAGCCAUAUUCUCCAAAUGACACUAUGUGAAGGGUGGAAGUUGCUUUUUCCCUUAUGUGGCCAGCCUCUUUAUUUGAAUGUAUUUCAUCCCACGGAACAGAUUCACACAUAGACCACCCUCUCCUAGCUUCUCAGAGUUAUGCAAAUACAAAUCCACAUGAUGGUAUUAAACAUUUUGGAGACGAGCAGUUUCUCUGUCCACCCUCUGAGAACCUAAGUACAUUAGGAAAACACUCUUGUUCAUGUGGCUGCAUGGCAGUUAAGCAUUGUCCUUGGCCGCCUCUCUGUGGACACAGUGUCUAGUGGGACCCCUACAUGUCAGAAUGGUUUGUAGGUGUGCUGCUAGAGUGUUUUGUUCCAGUGUUUGCCAUCCAGUAUUUAAAACUAAUUCACCUAAAAAGAGGUUUCUAAGUUGUAUCUGUUAAAUGUUGUUUCCUCUCACUUUUCACACUACUGUUUGCUAGUCUCAAGCUUUGUUGUGUUUGUAUGUAAGUUGUGAUGUAGUAAUAAAUUUCUAGAGAGUUGACUGUUGGUGGCUUCUCAUGUGGCUUAGCUUUGAUAUGUAGUGAUGUGUGCUACUUUGGGAACAACAUACCCCUCACUAGCUGGCAAUGACCUUUUCUCAUGAACUCUUAUAUUGGCAACUUGGUAUUUUGUUUUCUGUGCAAUAUGCUAAUAAUUUUAAGGUUGAUGUGGUAAUGUGUGUAGUUUUCCAAUUAAUUAUUUUAAUAAAUAUUUAUGUUAUACUAUUAUA
Molecule: messenger RNA, 7296 nt
Organism: Cricetulus griseus (Chinese hamster)
Lineage: Eukaryota; Metazoa; Chordata; Mammalia; Rodentia; Cricetidae
Source: RefSeq, a predicted model, not a curated record